Messenger RNA from Physella acuta, 973 nucleotides. Its product is annotated as tetraspanin-1-like. Gene Ontology annotation, cellular component: plasma membrane. The record is from RefSeq and is a predicted model, not a curated record. NCBI's taxonomy places the organism in Eukaryota, Metazoa, Mollusca, Gastropoda, Physidae.
UCUAACAUUUUAUCUGGCUCUGGGAUUAACCAAAGCAGGACGCCUUCAUGCCAUUUCCGAUCAACAAGCUGGAAAUUAUUGACGUCAAGGCCAACGACAUCAUGGGCUGUUCAGAGUCGACCCGGGUGUGUCUCAAGUUCACCAUCGUCUUCUUGAACAUACCCAUCAUUGUGAUCGGUGCCGUGUCUUUAGGUAUCGGGGUCUGGGUCAUAGUGGACGAUACGUCAUUCUUUGACCUAGCCGCCAGCAUACUUGACCUUGAAGUUCUGGGACAGGAUGUUCUGAGGCAGGGCGCCGUCGUCAUGGUGACGGCGGGGGCGGCCAUGAUUGUUCUGGCGGGGUUAGGCGUUGUCGGCGCUUUAGCUAUGAGCUCGUGUCUUCUUGUGACGUAUGUUGUGACUCUGAUGUUGCUGCUGACACUUGAAGUUGCAGUCAUCAUACUUGGUGUUGUGUUCAAGUCUGAGUGGGAAUCUAAAGCCAACAGUGUAUUGACGAAUCGCCUCAACUCGCACUACGGAAAUCCGAGUGAUCUCCCCUUCACAAGAACCUUUGACGCUCUACAAAAGAAGCUCGGGUGCUGUGGCUGGAAUGACGGGAAAGACUUCAAGAACGUGAGCAGACAGACGUGGAACACAACACUGCCCAACGGUCAGCAGCGCAUGGUGCCAGACUGCUGCUGCAUGGCCGGUAACUCUACGACCGUCUCGGACUGUGUGGUCAGCCCGUACAACAGUUCCCUGUACAUCACAAAGGGUUGUCGUGCCGCUGUGGAAGAUGAGUUCAAGACUUAUCAGUGGGUCGUCAUAGGCGUCACCAUAGCGGUGCUUUCUUUUCAGUUUAUCGUCAUCGUCCUCACGCUGGUGCUUGUGGUCCAUAACGUCAAAAACAAAUACGACAUGAGCUGAGUUAUAUUUAGCUCCGGGAAAACCAGCUGUGAUAAAAAAAAAGAUUUUUUGUAUGCAUGAAAAAAAGU